AGGAUCAGCCUCUAAGAGCGACGAUUUGCAGGGGUGGGGCUUCUCGGGUCCCUAGGAUUGGCCUUUCAGGGAGGCAUUUUCCAACGUCACCGGGAAACCGGCUACUCACCCGGAAGUAGAAGCCCCAUAGAAAUCUCAAUUUUGGGGGCGCUGGCGGUGUCGCGUUUGUCAGUGAGUGGGGUGCUCGACUCUCAGGAGCCAUCCCGGAUCAUUUGUUGGCAGUACAUAUUGGCUGAAGUCAGUUUUCAUUUCAAGAUAAUGUGUUUCUAAUUGACCUGUUCUGGCUACUUGAGACAGACACUGCACUGAAACCAAAAGACUUCGGAUGUGUUCUUCUAAUGGGCCUUCAGUAUAGGAUGUUGGAGAACCAAGAACAGGAGGAGGUGAUUACUGUACGAGUCCAGGACCCCCGUGUGCAGAAUGAGGGCUCCUGGAAUUCUUAUGUGGACUAUAAGAUAUUCCUUCACACCAAUAGCAAAGCCUUCACGGCCAAGACUUCUUGUGUGCGUCGCCGCUACCGGGAGUUCGUGUGGUUGAGAAAGCAGCUGCAGAGAAAUUCUGGACUCGUGCCUGUACCUGAACUUCCGGGAAAAUCAGCUUUCUUUGGCAGCUCAGAUGAGUUCAUUGAGAAGCGACGACAAGGCCUGCAGCACUUCCUCGAAAAUGUCCUGCAGAGUGUGGUCCUCCUGUCUGACAGCCAGUUGCACCUCUUCCUGCAAAGCCAGCUCUCGGUGCCAGAGAUAGAAGCCUGUGUCCAAGGCCGGGGCCCCAUGACUGUUUCUGAUGCUAUUCUUCACUACGCUAUGUCAAAUUGUGGCUGGGUCCAGGAAGAGAGGCAGGGCUCUUCUCCGCUGGCCAAAGGAGAUCAGCCUAAGAGUUGCUGCUUUCCAAGAUCAGGCAGAAAGGGCUCUCCCUCACCACCUCCAGAAGAAGAGAGGGACCAGUUCAAAGUCUGGGCUCCCGUUAUCGACUCCGAUGCACCUUCCUCGGAGGUUCCUCCUCUCCUGUCCCCUUCCUCAGUGAGCUGUGAUUUUACAAGACCUGAAGAGGAAGCCUUGACUCCUCAUUCUGUGAGGAGGGCUGCAAUGGGGGACCAUGCUGUGCCUUUGGACUCUGAUCAGCUAGAGAAAGUUUUAGAAAAGUGAGCUUUGGUCUGAGCUUUUGGUUCUGCUCGGAGGUGGCUGCAGGAAGGGGCAGGCAAGCCAACUUGCCCAGGUGGAAGAAGGCAUAAGACAGGGGCUGGGCAGGAAGGGCUGCUUCAGUGCUUACAGUAGCUGCUGCCUGGGUGGUGGCACAGAGGUCGGUGGUGACAGUCCUUGCAGCUUCCUGCACAGGACCAAACUUUGCUUGAGGGUGUCAAGGUAAUCAGGUACUCUGGACAUUGUUAGUUCUUAACAGAAUUCCUCUCUGUUAUCCUCCUGGGAACUGAGUCUCUUUAGGUGAGUGUUUGUGGGCCCUGGGUACCUUGCCUCAGGUGAUUGUUUGUGGGGACCAGGAUGCUAUUUUGAAUUCUGUCCCUAGGGAAGUCGGGGCCUAUUUACUCGCAUCAAUAUCUUGGUUUCUGGCUGCAGCCCUUGGAGCCUUCUGUUCCUGGGAGGCUGGCCUGUAGGGGUGGAUAAAUACUCUCCCACUUCCUCACUCUGCAUGGGUGGAUGCUCUGAUUUUCUGUCCUGUGUUGGGCCUAAGAGCCACAGAGCA
Messenger RNA from Suncus etruscus (white-toothed pygmy shrew), 1698 nucleotides. RefSeq names its product sorting nexin 11 (gene SNX11). Gene Ontology annotation, molecular function: phosphatidylinositol binding. Bases 339 to 1145 code for a protein of 268 amino acids. Gene Ontology annotation, biological process: intracellular protein transport. Lineage: Eukaryota; Metazoa; Chordata; Mammalia; Eulipotyphla; Soricidae. The record is from RefSeq and is a predicted model, not a curated record. The transcript has 9 exons.